Molecule: messenger RNA, 882 nt
Organism: Triticum dicoccoides
Lineage: Eukaryota; Viridiplantae; Streptophyta; Magnoliopsida; Poales; Poaceae
Product: auxin-responsive protein SAUR23-like
Exons: 1
Coding region: 1-408 (135 amino acids)
Biological process (GO): response to auxin
Source: RefSeq, a predicted model, not a curated record
AUGGCCAAAUGCGGCAAGAUCCAGAGCAUCGUCCGCCUCCAGCAGACGCUGCAGCGGUGGCGUUCCCGGGCCGCGGCGGCGCCGACGGCUCCGGUGCCGGCGGGGCACGUGGCGGUGUGCGUGGGCAGCGAGUCGCGGCGGUUCGUGGUGCGCGCGGCGCACCUCAACCACCCCGUGUUCCGUGAUCUGCUCCGGCAGUCGGAGGAGGAGUACGGCUUCCCGUCCACCCCUGGCCCCGUCGCGCUGCCCUGCUGCGACGAGGACCGUUUCCUGGACGUCCUCCGCCGCGUGUCCUCCGAGGACCGCCGAGGCCGCUCGGUCUGCUGCCGCGUGCCGGUCGUCACCAGCCGCGACGUCGCGGCGCGGCCGCUCCUGCAGGGGAUGGCGGUGGAGAAGCUGGUGUGGUGACCGCUCGAUCGUGGCCGCAAGACUAGCCGUGGCGCUUUGGUUCCGGCGGAGGCUGCUGUUCUGUUGCACGCCGAAAAGAUGGGAGCAUCUCCCAUGCCUGCCGCAGGCCCGCAGCCGAGAAGACUGACUGGCCGAGCCCGCGCACGGAACAAGCAAUGACACAUCGGGGAUCCAAGGCCGGCGUAAGCGUAAUGGCGGUGCCCCCACAACCGUGAAGGGGCGAGGACGCCGCCGCGGAUUCGGCGCCGAAGGGAAGCGGCGAACUUGCGGGCGCCGGCGGGGUUAAGGAGCGGCCUGCGCAGAGGCUGGCGUUAGUGAGGUGAACACAUGAACUGUUUGCGCGGCAAGAGACAGGUGGACUAGUUAGUUUGUUUUACAUUGCUCUGCUCUGCAUGCAGAUACUGCUCAUUCUCGGCACAAUCUUUGCCGAUCUUGGACAUGUUGCUGUCAGACAUUUCCGGGUUAAACCACGCA